ACAUCGUUUCUGCUGUGUUUAUUAAUUAACAUGUUAAUUACAUGUGUGUUAAGUACACGUGUGUUGAUCAACAAUGCCGUGAACCGGAACGAUCUGUUUGAUAUACGGUCGCCAUGACAACGGCUUAAACACUGUCAUUUAUUUGCAGAGAUAAAAUUUUUCGUGGAACUUCCUAUUGCCUCAUGGAUUCGAAACUUCUCAACCAAGGAAAAUGGAAUUUAAACAUUGACACUUGUAAUCUGGAAUUUAAAAGAUUUCACAUAACUCCUGAUAUUUCAUUAUCCGCAAUUUUCGAUGCUAUAGAAAAAGCAGACAAAAUAAUGCGAACAAAAGACCAAACUGAGGCAAUGUUAGCUGAUCUGAAAACUUCUUGGGAGCAACAUCCUGGACAACCUGUAUUUAAAAAAUCUUCAUCUUUCCAUAAAUCAACUGAUGUUGUCACACUGCAGCACUUAAAAAGUAUUACUGACCAGACCACUUCUUAUCAUUUUGGUAAGACACCCGAGAGCUUCUACACAAUCUAUCAUUCCCCGCAGUUUGACUUGUUCCUCAUCAACCUGUUGCGAUAUUUCCAUUUCUACUUUGAGAGAGAAGCUUUACGGAAGAAAUAUCAGAGUAAUUAUUUCCCUGUGAAUUCUUAUGAAUCUGAACUGAAGGCAAAUGCUAAGCUAGAAAUUUCUCAGAAUCUCCUUGGACAGACAUACUGCAGCCUAAUAAUGGGCCUGGGAGUUGAAAAUCAACAUCACAUGGAAUGCGGCAGAUCAAGAGUCUCAACAACUCGUAAAGACAGGAUCAAUUUCGAGAGAUUAUAUAUUUUUAGUACCUACUUUCUUGGGAUUAGCUACCGACAGGCAGAACAAGGGAUAAUUAAUAAAGAAAUUAAUCGGUUGAUGAGGUCUGAGAAUUUCAAUUUAACCAUUCAGUUCAUAGAACAAGGAGUAGAAAAUACAUCCCAGUUUUCUAUGAAAGAUGAUGUACCAUAUCUUGAACCUAUGAAAAUAGAAAGAAAAUUGAAAAGACCAGCAAUCAAUGCUCUUAUCAACCAAAGAUCUCCAGCUUUAAUCUCAGUGUUUCCAGAACCUAAACAGAAGUCAGCAUGGCUUUUUGAGAAGAGAAAGAAGGAAACUUGGAGCAGUUAUAACAAUGCUGCUAUUCAUGCCAAAAGGUUUUUUGACGAAGUAAAGGCUUUAGAAAGCAGUCCUGACUUUUUAUGUGAAAGAUAUGGUAUACUUGGAGAACCUCUGAAUAAAUUCACUGCUGGACUGGUUCCAGUUGAAUCAGAAACUGAUCAGGAUGAAGAAACUGAUAAUUCAAGUCAGAGCAAACUAAGAAGUAGUGAAAUAACAGAAUGACCGAGAUUAAAAGAAAGUAGUCUGCUCAAAGAAUAAAGUAAUUACUGAACCAACAUAAACAAUUUUCGUAAGAGGAACACAAGUAGAAAAUUCAAUUAGAAACUAAAAAAUAAAAUGAACACAAAUGAUA
This is a messenger RNA of Octopus sinensis (East Asian common octopus), 1482 nucleotides long. Its product is annotated as protein phosphatase 1 regulatory subunit 36-like. The record is from RefSeq and is a predicted model, not a curated record. Lineage: Eukaryota; Metazoa; Mollusca; Cephalopoda; Octopoda; Octopodidae. Bases 183 to 1352 code for a protein of 389 amino acids. The transcript has 18 exons. Gene Ontology annotation, molecular function: phosphatase binding. Gene Ontology annotation, biological process: negative regulation of phosphatase activity.